Messenger RNA from Sinocyclocheilus anshuiensis, 1730 nucleotides. Its product is annotated as coiled-coil domain-containing protein 36-like. The coding region runs from base 105 to 1721 and encodes 538 amino acids. Gene Ontology annotation, biological process: meiotic DNA double-strand break formation; homologous chromosome pairing at meiosis; DNA recombination. The record is from RefSeq and is a predicted model, not a curated record. Gene Ontology annotation, cellular component: condensed nuclear chromosome. NCBI's taxonomy places the organism in Eukaryota, Metazoa, Chordata, Actinopteri, Cypriniformes, Cyprinidae. The transcript is spliced from 8 exons.
AUCAACUCGCGCCAGAAUUUACUUACGUUGCCUCAGAAUCAUUACUGCAUAUCAAACAAGUACAUUUCUGUGGAAAUAAAUGUGUUGACACUGAAAGCCUGGAUAUGAAGCCCAAUGUCUGGAAUAUAAAGGAGAUGUUGAAUAUCCCCGCAACUUCUGGAGGGAUAAAAACUGCUAAGGGAACUAGUGACUACUCCAGCCUGAGUGACUCCCAGUUUCUGUUGGGCUCUCAAAUGUGGCCUGACAAUUCACAAGGGUUUACUCAGGAGAUAAGUGGACAGAGCAGAGGUUCUCAGCAUACUACCACACAGGAGAUGAAGGAAAUGAUGGUGUCCAGCAGUUAUAGUUCGAAGCCGUUUUUGUUUGGUGGUGAUGGCAAAAUCUCAAACUUCACUAGUAGCAAAUUUGUUGGCAUGUUGGACAAAUUUGAGGAGGAGAAGAGAAAAGCCAAAGAAAAAUAUGAAAGGGAAAUUCUCACUCAUGGAAUUCUACAAUUGCAGGAAUCUCUGGAAAAUACCAGAGAGACUUUGUUAAAUCGCAUUGAUGGAAGUAAUGACAUAACCAAACUUGUAAUGGAGAAAUUGGAUACUUUUUCAAAAACAAUUGAAGGUUAUUUAAACAGUGUGAAAGAAGGUAUAACAUGUCAGUUUGAGACUCUGCAGAGCCAAACACAAAUAGAUAUGGGAGACAGGGAUGCCAAGAGCAGUCUGGCUGCAGAAGAGUUGAGCUCAGGCAUGCUUAACCUCCAACAGGAUCUGGAACAUCUUAAAGCAGAGCAGAGCAAGGAGCAGGGCAUGCUGGGAAAAAUUCUGUCUCAGCUUAGUACUUUGAUUUCUAUUCACAAGCCGAUGACAGGACCUGGCUCUGCUAGAAUGAUUGACAGUGAGGUCCAGACAUCACCUGGUUUAUUAGAGAGGUUCUGUGUCAUAUCAGCUGAAAAAGAACACGAGAGCAAGAUUAUAUGCAACAGGCCUGUCAUUUAUUCAGGAAAAGCAGCAGAGCAGAACCAGUGUCCACUCACAACACAGAAGACACGAAACAGAAAUGCACACGCUCUGCCUGAAGAAAGACAGCAGACAGUCACAGAGGAGGUUUUCCCUGAUGCUUCGCAGAGUUUAUGGGGCACACAAUUAGUUGAGACCAGACCUUCAAGCCCACAUGUGGAUGUUCAGUCCACUGCAUCCAUAGAGGACCAUUGGGGACAGAAUGUAGACCUGAAGCCUGAAAAACCACUGCAUGUGAGAGAGAACCAAUUUGUCACUGAUGCAAUGCCACCACUGAAAGUACCUAAGAGGCGCCAAAAACCACUAAAUUAUAGGGGGAAAAAGAGAGCCCUGGUUCUCCCACAAAGACAGCCAGUGAGAAAAAAAGGAGCAAAUUUCUCAAAGGACAGCCAGCAGAAUGAAGACCUUCAGUGUGAACAAAAAGACAGAGUACCUUUGGCUUCUCUUGGUGACAACUGGAAAAUGACCAACAAGUCUGUUGCAGAGAAUCGCUUAAAACUACAGCAGCAAGCCACCGUAAAACCAGUCAGUAGGUGUGUAGCUGAACAACCACUAAACCCCUUCAGUUUGUGGUCUGAGGACACAGACAGCUCCCAAAUGAUGGUGGAAUACAAGAUGUCUGAAUGGGAAAAUGUGGUGCCUGAACCUAAAGCUAGUGUCAUAGAAGGAGAAGGUGGCCUCUGGCAGCUUUUUGACUUCACUAAUGACUCAGAAUAAGAUGCAGAA